Messenger RNA from Parnassius apollo (apollo), 225 nucleotides. Lineage: Eukaryota; Metazoa; Arthropoda; Insecta; Lepidoptera; Papilionidae. The record is from the annotation of a GenBank genome assembly.
AUGAACCUCCUAGGCAUUUUCUGGCCAUGUCACGACGAUGGCGGCGGCUUCGAGUUUGUCACGAAUAAACCAAAUGAGACAUCAGCACCGCAGUGGGCUGCUCUCUCGACGACUGGGGGUACUAUCGAGCAGACGAAUUGCGAUAUCAAACACGAUGUGACGGUGGUCAAAUUAAGGAACCACCUCCCGACAGCAUUUGCAUUGCAGCAGGAGUUGCCGAUUUAA